Molecule: messenger RNA, 2380 nt
Organism: Vicugna pacos (alpaca)
Lineage: Eukaryota; Metazoa; Chordata; Mammalia; Artiodactyla; Camelidae
Gene: SEL1L2
Product: SEL1L2 adaptor subunit of SYVN1 ubiquitin ligase
Biological process (GO): ERAD pathway
Cellular component (GO): endoplasmic reticulum membrane
Molecular function (GO): protein binding
Source: RefSeq, a predicted model, not a curated record
AAGAGGAAGCUUGUGGGCCAGCCACCUAGUUCUGCCUGUGUCCCAGUGAGGAGGAGCUGCUCAGGAGAAGAUGAAGCCCAUGUCCCUGCUAAUAGACAUGUUGAUAAUUCUUGAGGUCACAAUUAAAUAUAUUGAAGCAGGAAAACAUAACAAAAAGCAAAAAGAAAGAAAUGUCACCACACAGGUAUCAGUGAAUGAAAUCAAGCUAUUUUUAUCAAAUAUAUUGGAAAGAAGAAACUCGAUUAAUGUAAUCAAUGAAAAAGAAAAUCUCUUAGAAAAAAAGGAGAAUCAACAUAAUUUAGGAAUAAAAGAAAUUCAAAAUAAAGAUCUCUGGAAAAGAGAGAAAAAUCAUUUAGGAAAGCAAGCAAAGAAAAAUACCGUAGAUGAAGGAGAUCAGCUUUUUAAGAUGGGCCUCAAGAUUCUUCAUCAGUCUAAAAGCCAAAAACAGAAAGCAGAAGCCUACCUACUCUUUGCCAAAGCAGCUGACAUGGGAAACUUGAAAGCUAUGGAGAAAAUGGCUGAUGCUUUGCUAUUUGGAAGUUUUGGCACGCAGAAUGUUACAGCAGCGAUCCAACUGUACGAGUCCUUGGCCAAAGAAGGAUCAUAUAAAGCCCAAAACGCAUUAGGAUUUUUGUCUUCUUACGGAAUAGGAAUGGAAUACAAUCAAGCUAAGGCACUGAUAUAUUAUACCUUCGGAAGUGCUGGAGGAAGCAUGAUGUCCCAGAUGAUUUUGGGGUACAGAUAUUUGUCAGGAAUCAAUGUUCUACAGAAUUGUGAAGUUGCCCUAAAUCAUUACAAGAAAGUGGCAGAUUAUAUGGCUGACAAAUUGGAAAAAAGUGAAGGUAUUCCAGUGGAAAAAGUGAGACUAACUGAAAGACCUGAAAAUCUGAGUUCUAACAGUGAGAUUUUGGAUUGGGACAUAUACCAAUACUACAAAUUUUUGGCUGAAAGAGGAGAUGUUCAGAUACAGGUAUCUCUUGGACAAUUACAUCUAAUUGGGAGGAAAGGUCUCGAUCAGGAUUACUUUAAAGCAUUAUACUACUUCUUAAAGGCAGCGAAAGCUGGAAGUGCAAAUGCCAUGGCGUUUAUAGGAAAGAUGUACUUGGAGGGGAAUGCUGCGGCACCACAAAACAACGCAACUGCCUUCAAAUACUUCUCCAUGGCAGCGAGUAAGGGCAAUGCGAUUGGUCUUCAUGGGCUCGGCCUUCUUUACUUUCAUGGGAAAGGAGUUCCUGUGAAUUAUGCAGAAGCACUUAAAUACUUUCAGAAAGCUGCAGAGAAAGGAUGGCCCAACGCACAGUUUCAGUUAGGCUUCAUGUACUACUCUGGCUCUGGAGUAUGGAAGGAUUAUAAACUUGCCUUCAAAUAUUUUUACUUGGCAUCUCAGAGUGGGCAGCCCCUCGCCAUUUAUUACCUGGCCAAGAUGUACGCCACGGGAACGGGAGUGUUGCGAUCAUGCAGAACCGCCGUGGAGCUUUAUAAAGGUGUCUGCGAACUAGGCCACUGGGCUGAGAAAUUCCUGACAGCGUACUUUGCCUACAAGGAUGGUGAUAUAGACUCUUCUCUUGUUCAGUAUGCACUACUUGCAGAAAUGGGGUAUGAAGUAGCUCAGAGCAAUUCAGCAUUCAUUUUGGAAUCCAAAAAGGCUAAAAUUCUUGAAAAAGAGAAGAUGUAUCCAAUGGCACUCCUCCUGUGGAAUCGAGCUGCCAUUCAAGGCAAUGCAUUCGCUAGAGUGAAACUUGGAGAUUACCACUACUAUGGCUACGGGACUAAGAAAGACUAUCAGACAGCAGCCACACAUUACAGCAUCGCCGCCGACAAGCACCGCAGCGCACAGGCCAUGUUCAACCUGGCCUAUAUGUAUGAACACGGCUUAGGUAUCACAAAGAACAUUCACUUGGCCAGGAGACUAUAUGAUUUGGCUGCUCGAACAAGUCCGGAUGCUCACAUACCUGUGUUCUUUGCCCUCGUGAAACUGGAAACUGUGCAUUUGCUCCGAGAUAUCCUGUUUUGUAAUUUUACAAUGAGAUGGAAAUGGAUGAACUUGGGCCACACCCUUGGACCACACUGGGAUCUAUUUGUGAUUGGCCUAAUUGUUGCUGUGCUGAUCUUCUUGCUUAGAAAUCACUACGGGUAGGAUCUGGAACGCAGGAAAAUCUGCUCACAGGAACCAGUUCACUUCAAGUUAUCUUCACUAAAUAAAGAGUUUCCUCAUCAGACUCCAGUCGGCUUCAAAUUUCUGAUAUAGGCCUGGGAUGGAAAAUGGACCAAGGUUGGGACCCGUCCUCUGAGAAACCAUUUCAGAUGUCUUGCUUAGUUGAGAUGACCACUUUGGGGAGAGGGGGUGCUGGGGACUGAUUGCCUAAGAUUUCCUUACAAA